This is a messenger RNA of Urocitellus parryii (Arctic ground squirrel), 720 nucleotides long. Its product is annotated as C-C motif chemokine 2-like. Gene Ontology annotation, biological process: positive regulation of cell migration; positive regulation of GTPase activity; inflammatory response. Gene Ontology annotation, molecular function: CCR chemokine receptor binding; chemokine activity. Gene Ontology annotation, cellular component: extracellular region. The record is from RefSeq and is a predicted model, not a curated record. Lineage: Eukaryota; Metazoa; Chordata; Mammalia; Rodentia; Sciuridae.
AACCUCCAACUCCCAGGCUGAAGCUCGAGCUCUCUCUCUCUCUCUCUCAUCCUCCACCAUGAAGGUCUCCGCAGCUCUUCUGUGCCUGAUGCUCACAGUAGCCGCCUUCAGCACCCACGUGCUUGCUCAGCCAGAUGCAGUUAAUUCCCCAGUCACCUGCUGCUAUACACUCACCAGCAGGAAGAUCCCCAUGAAAAGGCUGAUGAGCUAUAGGAGAGUCACCAGCAGCAAGUGUCCCAAAGAAGCUGUGAUCUUCACCACCGUACUGAACAAAGAGAUCUGUGCUGACCCCCUGCAGAAGUGGGUUGAGGACUACGUUGCCAAAAUGGACCAGAAAACUGAAGGGAACCGGAACCCGACUAGUCUAGGCACUGCAGCACCCGUGAACGCUAACUUCACCACCCCAGAACCUGUAGCUAACUUAUCUGCCACUAGCUCUCCCUCCACAAACCCUAACACUAGUAUAUGAACUUUGUUUAUUGGUAUGAAACACGAUGCCUUAAGUAAUGUUAAUCUUAUUUAAGUUAUUGAUGCUUUAAUUUUAUUUUCUGUGAGUAACGGUAUUUCUUUAGAUUCUGAAACUUGGACAUGUGGUUUUUCCUUUUGUGAACCCCAAUUCCUCACCUGGUAUGUUUGUGAAGGUCCUGGCAAAGAUCAUGAAUGCAAGAACAUGAUGUUUGAAAUCCCAAGGCAGUGUUAAAGAUAUUAUUAUGGAAAUUA